This is a messenger RNA of Penicillium verhagenii, 1110 nucleotides long. RefSeq lists its product as uncharacterized. The transcript has 2 exons. Lineage: Eukaryota; Fungi; Ascomycota; Eurotiomycetes; Eurotiales; Aspergillaceae. The coding region runs from base 1 to 1110 and encodes 369 amino acids. The record is from RefSeq and is a predicted model, not a curated record.
AUGAGCACGAGCGCAACAUCCAUCGCCGAGCCACCAACAUGGUGGUACUUGCGCGGGUGGCUCAUUCUCCAGGCUCUGAAAGGAAUCAAUCCGACCACGCUGACGGAGAAAGAUGUUCCCCGCAAAGACAUGCGCGGCAAAUGGGUGAUCGUAACCGGAGCCAACAACGGCAUUGGCUUCGAGGCCUCGAAAACCUUUGCGAAGUGGGGCGCAAAUAUUAUCAUGGCUUGUCGGGAGCCUCCGAAAUGGGAGACUCAUCCUUCUGCAGCGGUGGAGCAUUGCGUGGACUUGGCUAGAUCCGAGGGCCAUUCGUCCACCAUUGAAUGGUGGGCUAUUGAUAUGACAGACCUGGCUAGCAUAGAUGAUUUUGCGCAGAGAUGGCUUGCCACGGGCCGAGCGCUGGAUAUUUUAUGCAAUAAUGCAGGGAUUGCGCCGCAUUCGACCGAUCAAAAGGAGUUGACCAAAGAUGGGUUUGAGAUUUUGCAUCAGAUCAAUUGCAUAUCGCACACCCUCCUGACAUUUCGGAUCCUCGAAUCCCUAGCCCGAAGUGCCGAGCCACGAAUCGUGUGCACCACUUCUAAUCUCCACUUCUUCGGAAAGCUAGAGCUAGACAAGGAGAAUCUGCCCGUGCGCAAAAUAGGAGGCACAUACGAGAAUAAUAAGCUCUAUCUUCAAACCUGGCUAUCCGAACUGCAACGCCGCCUUAUAUCGAGCGAGAAGUACAGACACAUCACGAUCAACGGCGUGCACCCCGGGUACGUCAACUCGGGGAUCUGGAAUUUCUCGCCAAGUCUUGAAGGCGGGUGGCAAGAGGGUCUGUCAAAGUUCAUCGCUGGGCGGUUCUCGAUCUCUUCGGAACAGGGUAGCUUUGCCAUUGUGAAUGCGGCUACGAGCGAUGAAUUUGGACCGAACCCGGAGACUCAGGGUCGUGGGGAGCCCGGGGCUAAGGGCGGGGGUAAUUUUAUAAAUCGUAUUUGGAAGACAGCUUGCAAUCCUUGGUGUGAUGAUGAAGGGGUUAGACUUUGGAUUUGGAAUGGGAUUGGGGCGGAGCUGAGAUCGGCUAGAGAGGGUUUGCAUGUUCUGGAGGAGCUUGAUGCGAUAGAUGUAUAG